Messenger RNA from Oldenlandia corymbosa var. corymbosa, 630 nucleotides. The record is from the annotation of a GenBank genome assembly. NCBI's taxonomy places the organism in Eukaryota, Viridiplantae, Streptophyta, Magnoliopsida, Gentianales, Rubiaceae.
AUGGGUUCUCAACAAAUCCUUAAAAUAUCCCCAUUUGCUUCUUCAAGAAUCGCAGUUUUCAAUUCCAUCCCUCGAAGAUUCUCUUCCAGCAAACCCGCAAUUGACCUUCUCUUCAAGCCCCAUCUUCAACCAUUGUCCGUUCAACCGACAGCGAAUAGCAUUUCCUUGAGCAGCUUUGGUGGGUCGAUUCAUAUCAGCAAGAAGGGAAUCAAAAGCGGGGUCGUGGCCAUGGCCGCUUCGGGUUCAGCUCAGAAGUCAGAGGAGGAGUGGCGUGCGAUUCUCUCUCCUGAACAGUUCCGAAUUCUCAGACAGAAAGGCACAGAAUAUCCUGGCACAGGGGAAUAUGACAAGUUCUAUGGCGAGGGUGUUUACAACUGCGCCGGAUGUGGAACUCCACUGUACAGGUCCUAUACAAAAUUCAACUCGGGCUGUGGUUGGCCAGCUUUCUAUGAGGGGAUUCCUGGUGCCAUAAAUCGCACCCCUGACCCAGAUGGAAGGAGGACGGAAAUUACAUGUGCCGCUUGUGGUGGGCAUCUUGGACAUGUUUUCAAGGGUGAAAAGUUUCCAACACCUACGGAUGAGCGACAUUGUGUCAACAGCAUCUCACUGAAAUUCACUCCUGCAAAUUAA